This is a messenger RNA of Scedosporium apiospermum, 882 nucleotides long. RefSeq lists its product as uncharacterized. The record is from RefSeq and is a predicted model, not a curated record. Gene Ontology annotation, molecular function: protein binding. Bases 1 to 882 code for a protein of 293 amino acids. The transcript is spliced from 2 exons. Lineage: Eukaryota; Fungi; Ascomycota; Sordariomycetes; Microascales; Microascaceae.
AUGGUCGAGGUAGCCGAGUCCUCUCCUACCGGUGAUGUGGUCUUGGUGGUGGGCCCGGGCCGGCUUCGUUUUCGCGCCCACUCGGCCACACUGGAAAUGACCUCCGAAGUCUUCCGCGACAUGCUUCACGACGGAUGGAACGUCUCCGCGUCUGACCACGGCGAAUACAUACUUCACGAUGAUAACCCUGCCGGCUUUCGCCUCAUUUUCGACGUGAUCCAUUUUAGGAACCGACAUCGCGCGCCAAGUGCGGCCGAUAUCCUCGAAGCGGCCAUUGUCGCCCACAAAUAUCAAAUGGGAAACGCCUUGUCGCCGGCGUCGCGGCAAUGGCUGAGGAGCCGCGGCGCUGGCUCCAUGCACCCCAGGGCUCGCAUGGAGCUAUUAGCAGCGGCAUAUAUCUUCAACGAUUCCGAAGCGUUUGAAACUAUUUCCUCGGAGUUGAUCUUAGAAUAUGCGCAUCAUUAUCAUGGCAUUGUCGAUUUCAAAGUCCUGGAUGUACAUCUCCCCUGGCAAGUCGUCCACGGUCUUGAGGAAAGGCGAGCCCAGCUCCAAAUCGACCUCCACCAACUCCUCAUAACCUUGGUGGACAGGAGGGAAAACUGCCCCUGUGACAAACUCAAAGCAGAUGCCCUGAAAGCACUCCAGGAGCAAUAUACCUUUCCCCGAAUCCAGCAAGUCUCAAUUUUAGACAUCAUCAGGGAUAUACUCCAGAUUGUUUAUGAUGGACAGGAUCCCAAGGUUGCAUUCGAUACAUACCAGCCUGUUGGAGCGCCAAUCGCAUUCACCAUCUACCAGGCACUGGAGCGUCUCCGAAAGGAUAGCCGACUCUGUCUGAUCUGCAUUCGAGAGGGUGAUUCGGAUCCCAUGUCGUGUGAGCAUUAG